GAUCUUAGAAACUUUCGAAUUAAAACCGCUUUUCAAGCAACCGUACAGCAUGUCAUUUUACCAAACAAAAAAUGGACAAAACCUAAAGAAUAUUUUUCACCUCAAAUAGAUGAAGCCGUAAAAGAAGAAGAACGUGAAGCUUUUGAUGCAAUUAAAAAUAAAGAGGUGAAAGAAGUGAAAGAAGUAAAAGAGAUAAAAAAGGUGAAAGAGGUGAAAAGAGGAUAUUUUUGGUAG
This is a messenger RNA of Scutellospora calospora, 234 nucleotides long. The record is from the annotation of a GenBank genome assembly. NCBI's taxonomy places the organism in Eukaryota, Fungi, Glomeromycota, Glomeromycetes, Diversisporales, Gigasporaceae.